GGUUAGGUGACGUGACAUCUCUUUCAAAUCCGAUUUUCAAUUUUUUCCAAAAAAAUCGGGGUAUUAUUCUACAAUCUACAGAGAAGAAAAAUAUCACACACGAACACAAAAAUGGCUGAUAUCGCAAAAUUGUCGAGAUACUCAUCACCAGUAAAUCCAGCAGUCUUUCCCCAUCUAACUCUGGUCCUGCUAGGAAUUGGAAUAUUCUUCACUGCCUGGUUUUUCGUCUACGAGGUCACUAGCACCAAACAAACCAGAAGCCUUAAAAAGGAAAUAGCUACUGCCUUGGUUGCCUCAAUUUUUUCAGGAUUCGGCAUUGUCUUCUUACUACUUACCGUUGGUAUAUAUGUGUGAUUGCUAUGUCUGAAUGGUUUUAAUUUAAAGUUAUUUUGUACCUAGAACAUGUAAGGAAAAGUGUAUUAAGUUAAGACUGUGAAAAUGCAUUUCUGAAAAUAAAAUACUUGUUGUAAAUCAAUAGUUUAGGACAGGUAUUGAUUACCUACUCAUAAUCUAAGACCUUACUACUCGCCUUACUCCUACUCACCUUCAAUAAUUAAAAUUUAAUCCCAUUUUGCUUAUAGUUACUAUGGUAACGAGCAUUACAACAACCAAAAAAAUCAAUACCAGGUUAUUCGGUUAUUCUCAUAUUAUUAUUCUGAUAUUAUAAAAUGCAGCUAAAAUAUUUGCAAACUAUCCUUGAAGCUCAAGAUCAAGAUUUCAAAAUAGUCUCCCUAUGUUGGUCCCCCAACAAUCAAAAACUAGCCGUUGCAACAUGCGACAGACAAAUUCUUUUAUUCGACGAGGAAGGCAACAAGCGAGAUAAAUUUUCUACAAAACCCUAUGAUCCUGAAGCGGGAAAAAAGUCCUAUAUCAUCAGUGGUAUAGGCUUUAGCUCCGAUUCCACGAAAAUUGCAGUAGCUCAAAGUGAUUGUAUUGUUUAUGUUUAUAAGAUUGGCGAAAAAUGGGGAGAGAAAAAGGCAAUAUGUAACAAGUUCCCUCAACCAUCCCCUGUUACAUGUGUUUUAUGGCUACUAUGUGGUCCCAUAAUCUGCGGCCUACAAGAUGGCAAAGUUCGAGCUCUUCAAAUUAAAUCCAAUAAAUCUCAAAGUCUUUUUGCCUCAGAUAGUCUUGUAGUGUCGCUAGCCCCAAAUUCCAAAGGCACUGGAUUUCUUUCUGGUCACAUAGAUGGCAAUGUCAUAAGAUUUUUUGUAGCAAGUGAUCCUGACAGCGAUGGGGAAGCUCAAGGAAGGGCAGCAUUACAUUCAGUGCCUCCCUUCGCUUUAGCUUGGCCCCAAGGACAUAUUUUUGCUGCUGGUUGUGAUAAAAGAGUCUGUGUUUAUAAUAACGCAGGAAAAACUGUUAAAACUUUUGAUUAUAGUAAAAAUAACGAGGAGCAUGAUUUUGUGGUGGCUAUAAGUAGCCCUAGUGGACAUGCUGUCACAUUGGGCAGUUUCGAUCGUUUAAGGACAUAUAUUUGGAAUACCCAAAAAAAUAUUUGGGAUGAGACACCUGCGAAAAUUAUCAAAAACUUUUAUACUGUAACUGCUUUAGCUUGGAAACGUGACGGGUCAAAGGUUGCUUGUGGGGGAUUUUGCGGGGCAGUAAUGAUGUUUGAAUCAGUUUUGAAAAGACGGGUGUGGAAGGAUAAAUUUGAAAUCACAUAUGUUGGUCCCAGUCAAGUUUUGGUAAAACCUCUGGAUACCAAUGAGAGAGGUGUAAUUUUGCGCUCACAGCAUGGAGGUGAAAUAGACGAUGUGAAAAUAAUGGGCAAAGAUUCAUAUUUGGUGGCUAAAACUCGAGAAACCCUUUUGGUUGCUGAUUUGAAACGAAACUUACUUAGUGAGGUUCCUUGGAACAAUCCAGAACAAAACGAAAAAUUCUACUUUGAAAACUCCAAUGUCUGUCUAGUUUUCAAUGCAGGGGAACUCACUCUUAUUGAAUAUGGAAAUAAUUCGCUAUUGUGUUCGGUUAGGACAGAGUUUGCCAAUCCUCACUUGAUGAGUGUCCGUCUGAACGAAAGAAAUCAGCAAAUUGACAACAAAAAAUUAGCCUAUUUGCUGGAUCUAAAAACUAUUUUAAUUAUGGAUUUAGUUGUUGGUAUUGCUUUGUGCCAAAUUGGACACGAUUCGAAAAUUGAUUGGUUGGAACUCAAUGAAACUGGAGAAAAAUUGCUUUUCAGAGACAAAAAACAAAGGUUGCUUCUUGUUGAUGUCGCCUCCCAAUCCAAACAAACCAUCUACACUGAUGUAACUUUUGUUCAGUGGGUAGAAAGUAGUGAUGUGGCAGUAGCUCAAUCUGGAAAUGCUUUAGCCAUUUGGUAUAACAUUGAGCUACCCGAAAAUCCCACUAUUAUGACAGUUAGAGGCGAAGUUAUUGAUGUUAUAAGAACAAAUGGAAAGACUGAUGCGAUUUGUGUUGAUGGAAAUCAAACGUUUAAUGUGGAGUUAGAUGAAGGACUUGUGGAGUUUGGUACUGCGAUUAAUGAUAACGACUAUAGCAGAGCAGUUUUGUUCCUGGAAAGUAUGGGAAAAUCUUCUGAGUCAGAUGCAAUGUGGCACACAUUGUUAGCUAUUGCUAUGAAACAACAAAAUCUCAUGUUAGCAGAGAGAUGUUUUUCAGCAAUUGGAGACAUAUCUUCAAGUCGUUAUCUUCAAGAAACUCUGAAAUUGGGACAAGAAUUUAUGGAAAAACACAAUGAAAAUCCCAGUAAUUCGCCACAAAUAUGGGCAAGACUUUCAAUACUUUAUGGAGAUUUAACUACUGCUGAGAAUAUUUAUUUGGAACAAGGCGACAUUGAGAGUGCUAUCGAAAUGUAUAAAAAGUUACAUAAAUGGACUGAAGUGCUAAGAUUAGCUGAGCAAAGAGGCUAUACUCAUCUACAAGACCUCAAGACAGAGUACAUGUCAAUGCUGGUCUCAACAGGCCAAUACGACAAAGUGGGUCAAGUUAUGGAAAAAGAAGGAAAGAGCGAGGAAGCUAUAAAUAUGUACCUUAAAUCAAAUAAACUUUUAAGAAUCCCUCAUUUAUUGGCCGAAAAUCCAACAUUACUAAAUGAUCAGGCUAUUGUAGGAAACGUCCUAAAGAAUUUAUUAAGGCAGGAGCUUUAUGAAGCUGCAGCUGACAUUUAUGAGAAGCUGGAUAAAAAUGAUCUUGCAAUGGAGUGUUAUAGGAAAGGGAAACUAUGGAACAAAGCUGUAGAAUUGGCUAGAUUGUUCAGCCCAGACCAAGUUGUUCAGUUGGAAGAAGAAUGGGGAGAUAAUUUAGUUGAAAAUAAACAAAUGGACGCUGCAAUAAAUCAUUACAUAGAAGCAGGCUGUACUAUGAAAGCUCUAGAUGCAGCUGUAGCAGCUAGACAAUGGAAAAAAGCGGUUCACAUAAUUAAAGUAAUUGACGACGCUGAUACAGUGAAAAAAUAUUAUGUCAUAAUUGCUGGACAUUUUGCUGGAAUCAAGGAUUAUUUUACGGCAGAAAAACUGUAUGCAGCCUCGGGAAUGUAUAAAGAGGCUGUCGAUAUGUAUAAUGAAGCUGGACAGUGGGAUAAAGCACAUGCGAUAGCUUCGAAGUACUUGGAACAAGAUGAAGUGUCCGAAAUGUAUAUUGCUAGGGCAGAAGAAUUGGAAGAUUCUGGUAAAUUUCGUGAAGCUGAGAAGCUAUAUUUAUCAGUUAAUUCCCCAGACUUAGCUAUAGCUAUGUAUAAAAGAGUAGAACAGUAUGACAAUAUGAUUCGCCUAGUAGAAAAGUACCAUCCAAAUCUUCUACAGACGACCCAUUUGCACCUAGGGCAACAGUUGGAAAGCCAGGGCAAACACAGAGCGGCGGAAAUUCAUUAUUUGGCAUGCGGAGAAUGGAAAACUGCUAUGAAUAUGUACAGAACAAUAAAUAUGUGGGAGGAAGCUUAUAGAGUUGCUAAGCAAAAUGGAGGAGCUACAGCAGCCAACCAAGUAGCUUUUCUAUGGUCAAGAACUUUACCUGUUGAUUCGGCUAUAAAGCUUUUGAAUAAAUAUGGGAUUUUGGAGCCUUGUAUUAAUUACGCAUGUGAAACUUAUCAAUUUGAGUUCGCUUUUCAGUUGUGUAAAGAACUUACCAGCAAAGUCUCAGAAGUUCACUACAAAUAUGCAAUGGCUCUAGAAGACGACGGUAAAUUUGCAGAAGCUGAAACCGAGUUUAUUUUAGCAGAUAAACCUAAAGAAGCAGUUUUAAUGUAUGUACACGCUCAAAAUUGGAUUGCUGCCCUACGAGUGGCUGAAUCGCAUGAUCCAAGUACUGUUCCAGAAGUAUUACAAGCUCAAGCAGCGCAAUGUUUCAAGGAAAAGCAAUUCAAUGAAUUUGAGGUGCUUUUAUUACGUGCCCAGCAGCCGCAAAUGAUUGUUCAGAAAUAUAAGAGUGCAGAAAUGUGGAUUGAUGCGCUUAGAGUCUGUAAAGACUACCUUCCUCAUCUGUAUCCUUCUCUGCAAUCAGAAUAUAGCACUUCCCAUCACAAUAAAACUACAGAUGUCAAUAUAGAAACUUUGUUAUCAAGAGCCAAUGAAUGGGCUUUAGCGGGUCAACACAAACAGGCUAUAGAGUGCCUUUUACAAGUCAACACAUCUAUAACUGAACCUUCUAUUGUUAAAAGAGCACUACUGCGUGCCGCCGAUAUGGUUAAUAAAUUUCUAUUUGGUCAAGAAGCUUUGGAUAUUAUUAAAGUCCUGUCACCAAGAUUAAUCGAUAUAAAUGAAUAUGCAGUAGCAGCUCAGCUCUAUAUAAGUAUGGAGCUAAUGAAGGAAGCUAUAGAUACUUUUAUAGUGGCAGAAGAUUGGACUAAAGCUAGGAAAGUUGCUAAGGAACUUGAGCCCGCAUAUGAGAGCUACGUAGAGAGUAAAUAUAAGGAUCGGUUAUUGAAGAAAGGAGAUGUUGAACAAUUAGCAGAUGUUGAUAUUAUUGGAGCCUUGGAUCUUCUAGCUGAACAAGGCCAAUGGAUUCGUUGCAUAGAAAAAGCUAAAUCACAUAAUGUAGCUCCAAUUCUACACAAAUAUGUGGCUCUAUAUGCCGCCAAACUAUUAAAAGACAAUUUUUUUGUGGAAGCCCUUAAUUUGUAUUCAACUCAUGGAGCUCCUGCCAUGCCUCAAAAUUUCAAUAUUUAUAACCACAUUGCUACAGAAAUGUUCGGUUUGCCAGAUUUUUCUGGACCGGAUUCUUAUGGAGUCUGGGAGCAGCUGAGGCAAAUGCUUUUGGAAGUUAAUGAAGGUUUCGAAACUGCCCUCAACAUAAACAUGGAAACUAAACUGCAUUUCAGGCAACUUUUAUUAAUUGCUCACUACUAUGCUCUAAGAUGUGCUUGUCGGCAAGUGAAUUCUUUAAAAUCUAUAGGAGUGAAGAUAAGUACAGCCCUGUUACGUUAUACUGACAUAAUUCCUGCUGAUAAGGCUUAUUAUGAAGCAGGUAAAGAUCUAAAAGAGGAACAUCGCAUAUCUGAAGCGUUUGUAUUUCUAAAUCACUACCUAGAUUUAUGUGAAGCCAUUGAAGAAGGCGAAGGCCAGCUAGUAGAUCACUCAGAUCUACUCCAAACAGACUUUCCAUCAAAUAUUCCAAUUCCUCCAAAACUGUACCUUGCCGACGAUCCCAAAGAACACGAUAAUGUGCGGGAAUGGGUAUUGGCCAUUAGUAUGGAUCAAAAAGUAGAGCAAACUUUGCCAUUGGAUGAGAGACAGCUUUACGAGAGUAGCUUGCAGCCGGGAGAACUGCCGUGUUUGGUAACAGGAUAUCCAAUCAAAAAACAAGCUGUUACUUUUGCCAAUUCAAAUUUUCAAGCUGCCAAAGAGGCGUGGGCUAAAUUGAAUAUGGGCUCGAAAUUGGCGCCAGACUCUAAUAUUCCAGCAGUGAUAAGUUUUGUUCACAAAUGGUGUGGGAAUUCAAGCAACUAAACUUUUUAGUAUUAUUUUUUUUUUUAGCAAUUUUAAGCAAUAACUGGAAAUAUAAUAGAAGAAUUACUUCAGCAACUUUUUUUUUUAUUUGGAAAAAUUGAACCACAAAUAAAACCAUACUAAACUAUGUAUUUUCAAUGAUUCUAAAAAAUAGUUAAAUUAUACACCGUGAUUUACGUAGCCCGUGCAUUACAAGUUGUCCAGUUUGCAGGUGGAUUAGUCGAAAUAGCAUCUUAUCCACCUGCAAGCUAAUGCAUGGGCUACGUAAAUCACCUCUGUAUGUUAUAGGUAAAAACUAUAUGACUGCAUAACUAAGUUUUUUUGUUGAAACAGCAAAUUUACACAGAACGCCAUAUAAAAGGUCUACGAUUGUGACUGACUCACCAAUAAAAUACUUGAGAAUGGGUAAAUUUGCUAUUUCCUAUUUAAACUAAACAUGAAAUUACUCUAAAAAAUAAAUAGAUAUAGGUAUAUUUUUCCAAACUAAGUCCAUCCAAAAUUUGAAAUUUUAACAAUAAUCAACAAUGUGGGGCCAGAGGCGACAAUAAUAAUAAUAUAGAUUCAUAUUAUCAAUUAAUUACACAAGACUUAAAAAAAUUUAAAUAAUUUUUUUACAGGAUUGUGCUAAAAUAGCUACUUUUUUUGCACACAUUUUGUUUUUGAAAGUUGCACUUUUAGAUUUAGGUGCAUAAAAGUAUUAUUUUUGUAAUUACAAUAUGCCCCAAAUUACAUAUUCAAUUUCAAAUAUUAUUACUGAAAUUGAACCUACUAAGAUAACAAUGCUUCUAGUAAGGUAAUGAUUUAUUUAUCCAAUUCAUUGAUAUUUGAAUGAUCGUAUUAUAUGUAUAAAAUAUUGUAUAUUACAUAGUGCACUAUAGCAUAUUAUUAAAAUCCUCUGUAGUUUUACGUCUCUGUGUCUUUAUUUUAUAUAAUGACAUAGCAAUAUUUUGCAGCUCUGAUGCUGUACUUGUACAGGGUGGGCCAAUUUGGAGACUUCCUUAUGGAAACACCCUUUAUUUUUAGAGAUAGAAAAAAAUUAAACCCCCACUCUGAGGCUCAAAUUUCAUGAAAUUUUGAUUGGUGCAAACCGCUUUUUGAUAUCUUCAACCGUUUAGCCGCUAGAGGGCGAUUCUCGAUUUUGAGCAAUAUUGUGGACCCUUCAUAACUUUUUUGUCUAUUAAAAUAAUUGAUUUCCGUAAAAACUUUCUGGAAGCACUUUUUAAAACAGAAUUCAGGGACGUUCUCAGUUUUUUUCUAUUUGGCGCCGAUUUUGAGAUAUUGACCAAAGUCUGAUUUUUUUCAAUGGGACACCCUUUAUAUUAAUAGCUCAUUCCAAAGCUAUGAUUUUUCUGAUUUUAAUGAUAUAAAGUUCGAUAAGGUUUAUCUCUAACCGUUUUCGAGAAAAAAAAUAAUUUCGGUUUUUCUCAUAAGAAGCAAUGUGUUAGAAAAGGACUUUAUUUAUAUCUGUAAGGAAAAUGAAAAAGGUCUCUUUCUAAUACAUUGUUUCUUAUGACAAAAACCAAAAUAUUUUUUUUUCUCGAAAACGGUUAGAGAUAAACCUAUCGAACUUUAUAUCAUUAAAAUCAGAAAAAUCAUAGCUUUGGAAUGAGCUAUUAAUAUAAAGGGUGUCCCACUGAAAAAAAUCAGACUUAGGUCAAUAUCUCAAAAUCGGCGCCAAAUAGAAAAAAACUGAGAACAUCCCUGAAUUCUGUUUUAAAAAGUGCUUCCAGAAAGUUUUUACGGAAAUCAAUUAUUUUCAUAAACAAAAAAGUUAUGAAGGAUUCACACUAUUGCUCAAAAUCGAGAAUCGCCCUCUAGCGGCUAAACAGUUGAAGAUAUCAAAAAGCGGUUUGCACCAUUCAAAAUUUCAUGAAAUUUGAGCCUCAGAGUGGGGGGUUAAUUUUUUUCUAUCUCUAAAAAUAAAGGGUGUUUCCAUAAGGAAGUGUCCAAAUUGGCCCACCCUGUACAAUUUACCCACCCUGUACAAUUUACUGAACUAAAAAUCACUGCCUGGGCUUGAAAUAUUUCAAAGAUGAAUUUUGUAUUGACUCAUUCCAGUAUACAGUCCAUUAGGAAAGAGUCACUUUUGAUAAUAAUUUAGAUCAUCCAGUACCAGGAGUUUGGUAAUUUUUGAUUCAGAAUAUGCUAUUGGGUACAUGCUAAUAACCUGCAUAUAAUAUAAAUUGGUAGAUGGUUGUUACCAAAGACAUAACAAGUAUGUAAUUACCAGAACAAAACAUAAAUUUCCACAUAGAAAAAUCACAAUGUGAAAUAUAUGUUAAAUAUUUAAAAAAAAAACACAGAAAUUAAUGCAAAAUUUUGAAUCAACAUAAUAAAUAUUAAAUUCUAAGCGUUCUAUUGCAUAAAAAGAUUUUCGGCUGAAGGCAAAGGUGCCAAACCAUGCGUUACAUCAGGAAGCUGGGUAAUAUCUGGCAACUUUUGCAAAUGGGCUUGUAACUCUUUCUUCACCCCAUAUAUUUUUGAUAAUUUUUCCUGGGAUUCCUGAAAGCAAUACUUGUUAACCUGAGCAAAAGAAUAUUUGGAUUUCGUACCUCUAUUGAAUUUUCUGCUUGAGCAAGUAGAUCUUCUUGCACUUGCAAAAAAUCCUUCAUCAUACCCGCCACCUUUUUCCUACAUACCAUUUCAGCAGCUAAUCUUGUAUUGUACUGAGUCAAUAAUGAGAUAACAUCAUCAAGUUGGACCGCCAACUUAUCAGCCACUUCCCUAUUCUGUAUGUUACUAAUAGUUGAAGCAUCAGAAAGUUCUUUAGGUAAGUUUGUUAUUGUUUCUCUCGUUUUUGCGUCAGAUGAUGCAAUGUUACUUUCUAACUCUUGGAUGGCUUUUAUUAGUUCGUCAGGCUCUGGUGGAUCCCCUGGGGGAGUGUGGGGACUUAGACGGACAUGAGUUUCCAAAGUUCCAUCAAUCUGAAAGUAACUUGCUUUUUCUUCUUUACCCUUUUCUCUUUAUUAGAUUUUUCAGAUUUGGAUUUGUGUUCAGUUUUGGCUUUUUUAGUAACUGGUUCAUCAUCGUCUAAAACUAAUUAGGUAUUAUUGUAUUUCUGUAAAACAUUUAUAGGAAAAAUAUAACUUACCAAUUGCUUUUUGAAACUCAUUAAUCAAAACAGGGCUAUAGAUUCCGCGUUCAAGCCAAAUCCUCAAUAAUCUACUAACACCAUUUUUAGUACUUUGAUCAGAACUGCUCAUAUGUUCAAAAACUUUUAUGAGGCUCGAGCCAAAUUCUUGGCUGUACUCUGGACCUUUCUUUCUACUAUUUUGUAUGACAUCGUUAGCAAGAAACAUGAAGGUUAAUUGCCGAUCUUUCUGG
Messenger RNA from Ceutorhynchus assimilis (cabbage seed weevil), 9227 nucleotides. NCBI's taxonomy places the organism in Eukaryota, Metazoa, Arthropoda, Insecta, Coleoptera, Curculionidae. The record is from the annotation of a GenBank genome assembly.